This is a messenger RNA of Cajanus cajan (pigeon pea), 1924 nucleotides long. RefSeq lists its product as uncharacterized. NCBI's taxonomy places the organism in Eukaryota, Viridiplantae, Streptophyta, Magnoliopsida, Fabales, Fabaceae. The record is from RefSeq and is a predicted model, not a curated record.
CUGUACACUCCAUUAAAAGGAGUAACUAUUAGUUACAUUUUCAUCGGAGCAUUUCUGAAACAUCUUUGGUCUUCCCCAAACACACCUAGUCCUCCCCAAGUCGUUCCUCUUUCAUGUCUCCUCUGAUUUUCGCUAAGUGUUUCUGAUUCUCGCGCAGUUGUCUCAACCAUCGGCGAUUACUUCACUCCUCACAUCAAGCACUUUCUCAGCACACGCAAUGGAUCUCCCCGAACCUCGCACUCCCAUUUGUGGUCUGCAUGAAAAGGAACCCUUGGAGGAUGACUUUACAAUUGUCAGCAAUGCUUGUAAGGAUGUGAAAAAGGAGAAUAACUUCGAUCUUCAACCAGUGCCACCCUUUUCUUCUGGCGAAGGUUUGCCAUAUGCCCCUGAAGGGUGGCCUAAUCCUGGUGAUGUAUGGGGCUGGAAAGUGGCGAAAAGGACGAACAAGGCUGGAUAUUUUACCGAUAGAUCCCUUUCUCUUCCAAGAUCUCUUCAGGGGUUUCCUCACAAGACAAAGGACUUUCGAAGCAAAGCUGAUGUUAAGAGAUAUGUUGAAUCAAAUUUUCCUGACAUGAAAAUUGAAGCAUUCUUUGCUUCAUUUUACUGGCAGGUUCCCUCAACUGAUCAAACUCCUAUAAAAGCUAUAGCUAUACAAUCUUUUCCAGCAGAAGAGGCCACAGAUGAGAUUGGCACCCAAAGAAAAUUAAAACGGAAAACACAAAGGUUGCCAGUGGAAGAUGCCACAGAAGAGAUUGGCACCCAAAGAAAAUUAAAACAGAAAACACAAAGGAAAACGCAAAGGAAAACACAAAGCCGCAGUCGCAGUCGCCCAACUAAGAAAUCUUUUAGACCAAAUCAUAUUCAUCCCCAUUUAACACCUGAUCAAGGUGGGAACGCAACUGAGAAUUUAAAAGACAUUUUAGAUUUUGAUGAAGGAUCUGGUAUGCAUAUGACACAAGAGAAAAAUCCCAUUAUAAGUGUUACAGGGGAUUUUGAUGACUAUCUUGAUAACUUGGAGGACAUGCUUGUUAUUGUGCCUCAUCCUGAGACUACAUCUGAUUAUGUGAUUCCUUCUACCUUUUUGGAUAAUGAAACAAUAGAGUGCUGCAAGAAGAAGCUUUCUUCCCUUCUUGCUAUGGACUUCCCUUCUCUGGUCUCUUGUAGUGAUGUUGUAGAAGUCGCAACACUCGCAUCACAAGUUCGUGAAGAUCCUAGCCUUAGUAUUGAUCAACUGGUAAAAUUGAAGUUAGUGGAACAAGUUCCGUUGGCUGGUGAGGCUUUUCUUGAGGCUAAGGGGAACAUUGAAGAGGCAGACAGAUUCUUAGCUGACCUAGAGGCAAAGAAACUUAAAGUUCCUAGUCUCAAAAAUGAGUACAAUGAAAUAAAGGAGAAAGUAGCCAAGAGGGAGACUGAAAUUAACAAAACAACUCAAGCCAUUCAAAAAAUUGAUGACCAAAUUCGGCAACUUCAAUCAAAACGGAACGAGAUAUCUAGUUCCCUUGAAACCUUGCAGAAGAGUAAAGAUGAGUUGACUUCUAGGCUAACAAAUGUAGCCAAUUCAAUUCCAACCCUUGUUCAUGAGAUUCAGCUUGGAUUAUGCCAGAAACCAAAAUGGGAGCUGAGAAGAGCCAACAAUGUCAGGCGUGUGGCUGAGAUACAAGAUAAGUUCAUCACUUUAAGAGGAUUGACAUUUUAAUAUAUCUCUUCUAGCUCAUCGUAAAAACAGAUAUUUGUAACUAAUGAGUCUGCAUCUAUGCAAGUUGGGCAUAUGAUGUGGUCUUGACUUUGUGGCAACACUUGUAGUUGUGAAAAUUACAAAAAUGACAUGUUUUGCAGACCCCUUUAUUUUAUUUUAUUUUAAAAUGCUCUUGUAUUUUUAUAAGUCUUUAACCUCUCUAGUCAAGUAUUGUUCUAUUUCCCUGCU